Messenger RNA from Trichoderma citrinoviride, 1560 nucleotides. RefSeq lists its product as hypothetical. The record is from RefSeq and is a predicted model, not a curated record. Lineage: Eukaryota; Fungi; Ascomycota; Sordariomycetes; Hypocreales; Hypocreaceae. Bases 1 to 1560 code for a protein of 519 amino acids. The transcript has 8 exons.
AUGGGACGGAAUAUCAAGCUACUCUUAAUCUUUAUCGGGACACUCCCAUCUGCGUUUGCUGCGGCCGUGAAAGACACCGGUGCCAAACAAUCUGCUUCCACCAUUCUGAGUCGUGGAAUCACCGCUCUCGGUGGUUCUGAUGCGCUGAACAAGAUUCAGGGAAUCUCAUACCACUCAAACUUGCUCAGAACCAACACUCUUGAGGAGAGUCAGGUCCCCGGUCACCCGGAUACGAACGUCAUCAUUGAGGGUUCUCAAACUGUUUCGUAUGACUUCUCGGGAAACUCCUCGGAUGUCGUGCAAAGGAUCGACAAGGAGUACACCAUAAGCGACUUCUUCUACUGGGCCAGGCCCAACCUGGAGCCUUUCAAUGUGUCUCUGGUUGUGAAAGGUGGCCAAAGCGGAUAUGCUUGCUACGUCCAGGGCAACGAUCACGCCUUGGACCCUCCUGACAGUACAUAUGGCUAUACUGACCUACACGACCCCAGCCUCAACCUCACCAUUCUCUUCGACCCUGAGACAUACCUGCCGUACGUCGUGCGCGCCUACGAGAACCACCGCUUGUUUGGUCUCUCCACCAACGACUUCGUUCUCAACAAUUACACCGCCAUUGAUGGCAUUCAGUUUCCCCAGUACAUCCACACGAUGUACAACGAGAGAAACCUUCUCGUGCAUACAAUCCGUGACGCCAUCACUAUUAAUCCUAGCUUUGCUGCUGGCUUCUUUGACGGACUCAGCCAGGAUCUAAUUGCCCAGACGGGAUCCCAGCUGAAGCCUGCUGCCGCUGAAGUAUCGACAGAAUAUGACGCGGCUGAGGUUUUCGAGAACAGCGAGAAUUUGAUCUGGUACGGCCCCUACUCAGGAUCGCUUGACGGCUUGAAUGUUACCAAGCCUGUUCCUGAACUUCCCAAUCUGUACAACCUCGCAUUCGCAGGCAGUGUCUACGCUUGCACGGUUGGAGUCUUCGACGAUGCCAUCAUUGUUACCGACGCCGCUCCCCAUCAGAGCAAGCUUGUCAUUCAGUGGAUCGAGCAGACCUUUCAUCGAAAGCCCACACAUCUCUUGCUUACUCACCACCACCAUGACCACAGCUACGGCGCACCUGAUUUUGUGGCAGCUGGUGCAGCUCUCGUUGUCCCCAAGGACUUCGAAGACUACUGGACAAAGAUUCCCAACGUCAAGUUUGCUCCUUCGCAAGAGAACAAACCCUUCAUUCACAAGGAUAAGCACAUGCAGGUUCGAGCUAUCUGGCACCCCGACUUCGACCACGCCAGUGACUGGAUGUACUUUGUGUGGACAACUGCCUGCCCUACCGACAGCUCCCCUGUCGUCGUUACUAUUGCGGAUGCUUGGUCCCCUAACUUUGAGGGCUACGAGCUUGACAACAACCUGGCUAUUGAGUACCUCAACCUCGCCGCUGAAGAUCACAUGCCUUACCAGUAUUUGGUCGUUCCUAUUCAUGGAACUCCUGCUAACAUUACCGACCUGUACGAGCUCACUGGAUAUGCUUAUCCAAAGUACAAGGUCACCGACUUCAAGGCUGGUGGCCCCCUUUGCUAG